Messenger RNA from Phyllopteryx taeniolatus (common seadragon), 1776 nucleotides. It is a transcript of the gene slc39a1, whose product is annotated as solute carrier family 39 member 1. Gene Ontology annotation, cellular component: plasma membrane. NCBI's taxonomy places the organism in Eukaryota, Metazoa, Chordata, Actinopteri, Syngnathiformes, Syngnathidae. The record is from RefSeq and is a predicted model, not a curated record. The transcript has 4 exons. Gene Ontology annotation, biological process: zinc ion transmembrane transport. Bases 164 to 1084 code for a protein of 306 amino acids. Gene Ontology annotation, molecular function: zinc ion transmembrane transporter activity.
UGUCUUCCGACCUUUGUCGGCCACCGUAGAAAGAGCGAGUUCCACUCAUAACACAACACUAUGGUUUAUCUGUGUUUGUGUUGUCGACCAAGUCUUAUGUAGCCUCGCAACUAACUCGAUAAUAGUUCAGCUUGGUAGCGAACUUCUCACUGACACACACAUUAUGGAAUUUUUGCUUCAAGUGAAAAUUGGCGCUCUGGUCGGUUUGUUGCUAUUAACUCUUUUUUUCGGGUUCAUCCCGGCUCGAGUCACAUGGUUCAGGAACACAAACGGGACAGAGACUCACCGCACAGUUCUGAGUCUGAUAAGUUGCUUCGCCGGUGGAGUUUUACUGGCAGCAUGUUUGCUCGAUAUCAUUCCCGAUUACCUGGCGGACAUCAACACUGUGCUGGACUCUAACAUGAUUGAGGUCAACUUCCCACUUCCUGAGUUCAUCAUGGCUGUCGGCUUCUUCACAGUCCUCAUAUUGGAGAGGAUGGUUCUGAACUGUCGGGAGAUGGGAGGGACCGUGGAUGAGAGGGCACCUCUUAUACAGGACAUGAGGAACGGCCACGCCCACGCCCACGUCCAUGGCUCCACCGCGAGUCCGGAUCUGGAGAGCAGCGGCCACCACGUCCAUGUUGACUUUCAGGCCCACUCGCCUUUUCGCUCCUUCAUGCUUUUCCUCUCGUUGUCGCUCCAUUCGGUUUUUGAAGGGCUUGCUAUCGGCCUGCAGAACACUGACUCGAAGGUGUUGGAAAUCUGCAUCGCCAUACUGGUCCACAAGAGCAUCAUCGUGUUCAGCUUGUCAGUGAAGCUGGUCCAGAGCGCAGUCAGUCCCGUGUGGGUGGCCGCUUACAUCGGGGUGUUCGCUGUGAUGUCGCCGCUGGGGAUCGCCAUCGGCAUCAGCGUGAUGGAGGCCCAGCUGGCGGCCGGCACGCUCAUCCAGUCCAUUCUGGAGGGCCUUGCCGCGGGGACGUUCAUCUACAUCACCUUCCUGGAGAUCCUCCCGCAUGAGCUCAAUUCCCCCGGGAAGCAGCUGCUCAAGGUGCUUUUCAUACUGCUGGGCUUCACCGUCAUGGCCGCGCUCACGUUUUUGGGCUGAGCGCAUGAGAUGCUCAAUCCUGGGUACCAGUCAAGAUGUUCGCUUUGUGUUUGGCGUCAUCUUCGUUUAUUUCCAAUGCAGAUGACAUUUUUCUCCACGUUAAGACUGUUUACACUGCAGGUCCUGACUUUUCAUAUUCUGCUGCUGGAGUAUUUUUAAGGUAACACGGUAAAAUGCUUGAUUGUUUUAGACCUUUCAAUAUACUUUUUUUAAGAUGUUUUGUGAAUUGAAACUUGUUUUAGUUCGUUAAGAAUUUUAUGUGAACUGGGCCUGUUUAAUGAUCAAGUAAGUCAAGGUUAAACAGGGCAUAUCCGAACUGGCGUAAACAUUUUGAACCUGACUGAAGAAACCACUGGAGAUGUUAAGGCCUUACCGGGUGUACCAUACAUUGUAUUUCGUCCAAUCAUGUCACCUCAUCGGCAACUGCAUUUGUUUACCUGUGCGUUUGGUUUGUUUGAUUCAAAUGUUUGUUUCUUUACAAGUGCCUCCAAAUUUGCUUUAGUUCAUUUUCCAGCAUUUUGUUUCUCUUUUUCUGUUUCUUUGCCUCAAGUAGUCUUUAUCACUGACCGCAUGAUUUGUACUGACGUUUUAUUACAGUCUUUUUAGCCUAUUUGUAGUCUCACUAGUAUUUUGUUGCUGCUCAUAUGAUUUAUAACUUCAUGAGAGCUUGCAUAUUAAAUGUUGGCACUCUU